CAGCCUGUCCCCUCGCCUCUGUCCCUGCCCGGGAGCUGCCGGGCUAAGGGCCCGGCAGAGCCUGGCGGUGCCCGAAAUCCACCUGUCCAGGUAAGAUGGACAACAUUUCACAGAGUUACAGCAUCGGUUAGGAUGGAAAAGACCUCUGAGAUCAUCGAGGCCAAUCUAUGACCCCACACCGCCGUGUCAGCUAAACCAUGGCGCUGUGUGCCACCUCAGUCUUUCCUUAAACACCUCCAGGGAAUUGGCAAAGGGGGACAGUUUGAAAACCUGUGGAAGAAAUUUGAAAUUUUUCCAUAGGUUUGAAAACAUAUGGGCAAAACUGGACACUGGGUGUUGCCCAGUAUUGCACACACUAUUACAGAUACUGCUGUAUGUUAGCUGCACUCGGGUACUGACCAGGUAAGGAACAGCUUAUCACUGCAGUGUGCAGCAUUAACUUCCACCUUUGCUCUGGCAUUGUAAAGGUCCCUUACAAGGACCACUGAGUUCCCUGAGUGCCCUCUGGUAUCUCCUGCUGAGAUAGCAAAGGACUGUCGUUUCUGAAGUUGUGAUGAAAUAGUCUCCUCAGAAGAAAUAGAUCCAAAGGUGAAAAAAAAUACAAGCUAAAUAUUUGCUAAUGCUAAUUUUAUCCUGGUCAGGAGUUUGGGUUUUUUUCUGUGAAUAGUCAAAUCAAGCAGCAUUAGGGAAUAAGCAGUCCAGUGUGGGUUUACAGCAUUCAAGGCAGGGUAAAUAUGCAAUAAUUAUAAUUAUUAUUUUUCAGGCUUCUGCACGGUUUUUUAAUAAUUCUUACUGAUAUGAAAUGGGAAAAAGGUACUGACAGAUGAGGCACAGCACACACCUGCUUUUUGAAGAUCUGUUGUAUGUUAAUAUGGGCAUGUGUCUUACAGGAACUGAUUUUAAUUCUGGUAUUUAGGGAAAUAAAAACAACUCUGAAAGCUGAGGGCGUGACAAGGGACAGAGAGAGCAGUGCUGUGUCACCAAAGCCACUGCAAGGGUAUGGAAGUGCUUUGUUAUGGGUGAUACUGCUCCAGCUGCCUUCAGUCCUGUGUGCUCUGUUACCAGGUCUCCCAAGGGAUCACCCAGAAAGUUACCAUUCCUUCAUGUGGAAUAACUUCUUCAAGCACAUUGACAUCUCACCAGAAAACGUCCACAUCUUGGAUGGAAAUGCUCCUGAUCUCCAGGCAGAGUGUGAUGCAUUUGAGGAGAAAAUCAAAGCAGCUGGAGGCAUCGAGCUCUUUGUUGGAGGUAUCGGCCCCGAUGGUCACAUCGCCUUCAACGAGCCGGGAUCCAGCCUGGUGUCCAGGACACGAGUGAAGACCUUGGCCAUGGACACCAUACUGGCCAAUGCCAGGUUCUUUGAUGGUGACCUCUCCAAAGUGCCCACCAUGGCUUUGACAGUUGGAGUAGGCACUGUCAUGGAUGCCAGAGAGGUGAUGAUCCUGAUCACGGGAGCCCACAAGGCCUUUGCUUUGUACAAAGCCAUCGAGGACGGUGUCAACCACAUGUGGACAGUGUCGGCCUUCCAGCAGCACCCCAACACCGUGUUCGUGUGCGACGAGGACGCCACGCUGGAGCUCAGAGUCAAAACAGUGAAAUAUUUCAAAGGUUUAAUGCUGGUUCACAACAAGCUCGUGGAGCCCUUGUACAGCAUGAAGGAGAUGGGAGCAGAGAGGAGCCAGUCCAAGAAGCCAUACAGUGAUUAAUGUGCUGGAGCAGUGCUGAGCCAGCUGCUGAAAACAGCUGGAAGAAAAGGGAAUUUCUGCAGAAACUGAUCUCAUAUUUGUUUUUAAAUUAGCAGAAUGAUUGAAUGGUUCAUUCUCUCCAUUAAAGAGACAGAUGCCAAACACCUGCCUUAAUUACCCAAAGGAGGAUGGGAUCCAGUGUUCUGUUUUCCACAAAUUUCUGCCACCAACUCACUCUCUGAAGGAAAUGAAGAAUGAGUUGUUAGAUCUGUGAACUGACUGUAAUCUUGGACUGAGGGCUGUGAAACUGAAAAGUGAGGAUAAAUGAAAGUACAACAGAAGCAAGUGGGUGAUCACUUUGGGGUGUAUUCCUUGCAAUUAGGACAAGUAUCUCAUGUUACUCCUUCCUCCUCCAUGAGACACUCACAUUAGAAUCCUGGAAAAGAGGAUUGUCCAGCUGGAGAAAGGAAAGCUCAGAGCAGCACCCAGAGCCACGAGAGGGCAGGAAGAAGAUGGAACCAGGGAGAAGAUGGGAAGGGACAGUGGGGCCUGAGUGGAGACACGAUGUCUAUGCUGGAGAGGAUAAACCCCACAGUGGGAACAGCCAAGCAGUGGGGCAGGAUCCCCACGGCUGUGCAGGCUCCUUAGGAGGUUGCCAGGACCUGACUGGAUAAAGCCCUGGCUGAGCCCUGCUUUGAGCCACAUGCUGGACUUGAGACCCUCAGCAGAAGAGGCUGCAGCAGCAUCCUCCACACGGGGUCCGUGAGGCAGCUCAGGCACCUGAGCAUGGCACUGCUGUCUCACACAAAGCCCUUGCUCCUGUUCAGGCCCAGGUAUGAUUUGCUAUGCCUGGUGCUUUCUCUUCUCCAGAACUUUCUGUUUCUCUGAGGAAAUGCCAAACCAGCCCCAAAGGAAACACUGUUCCUGCUGGCUUCAGCUUCUGUUUAAGUACAGACACCCCACACAGCCAAGACCCCACCAAUUCUGAAAUGUGAAUCCUGGGAUUUCUAUCCAGUGCUCUCACACGAGGGGCAAGAAAACUGGGAAACAUUUAUUUUCUUUAUACAGAAAUUUUGUAAGUUGUUGAUCUGUAAUGUAACUUCCUUCACUAAAUGUCUUUAAAUUUUUUAAAAGUUGA
Messenger RNA from Cyanistes caeruleus (blue tit), 2823 nucleotides. The record is from RefSeq and is a predicted model, not a curated record. Lineage: Eukaryota; Metazoa; Chordata; Aves; Passeriformes; Paridae.